Molecule: messenger RNA, 894 nt
Organism: Arabidopsis thaliana (thale cress)
Lineage: Eukaryota; Viridiplantae; Streptophyta; Magnoliopsida; Brassicales; Brassicaceae
Gene: APG8A
Product: Ubiquitin-like superfamily protein
Exons: 5
Coding region: 256-669 (137 amino acids)
Cellular component (GO): vacuolar membrane; cytoskeleton; autophagosome
Source: RefSeq, marked reviewed
AUUAGGAAAACCCUAACUAAAUUCCAUUAUUAAUUUCUUUUAUAAUCCCUUUCUCUUGACAUUGACUUCUCUCUCUCGAUUCUUCUUCUCCAGUUUCAAUCAAACUCAAUUUCUUCUCAACGAACCCUAAUUUCCAACAAAUCGGAUUCAGUUUCUUCUUCGGGUAUGUUUCUUCUCACCAAUAAAUUCGAGAUCUUUUAGGGUUUUCUGGGUUUGUUUCUCCCCCGAUCUAGCAGACGAUCGAGUUUAUUAAUUAUGAUCUUUGCUUGCUUGAAAUUCGCAGAGACUAAUCGAAUCGCAAUGGCUAAGAGUUCCUUCAAGAUCUCUAACCCUCUCGAGGCAAGGAUGAGUGAAUCUUCUCGAAUCAGAGAGAAGUACCCUGACAGAAUUCCCGUGAUUGUGGAGAAGGCUGGACAAAGUGAUGUUCCUGACAUUGACAAGAAGAAGUAUCUUGUACCAGCUGAUCUAACAGUGGGACAAUUUGUAUACGUGGUUCGUAAAAGAAUCAAGCUUGGAGCUGAGAAAGCUAUUUUUGUCUUUGUUAAGAACACAUUGCCUCCAACUGCUGCAUUGAUGUCUGCGAUCUAUGAAGAACACAAAGAUGAGGAUGGGUUCCUCUACAUGACUUACAGUGGAGAGAACACUUUUGGAUCUCUUACCGUUGCUUGAAUAAAAAUCGAUCUUUGGAUGACUUUGAUGUACAUACAUAAAUCAGGAAGAUAAAGAUGUACAUUGCUUCCUUCUUUUCUCUGGCUUUUAACUUUGCUUUGGAUGUUUGGAUAUCUUUCCCUUUGGGUUUAUUAAUCGUCAGAAACUUCUCCUUUUCUUACUUUCCUCUUUUGCUUUUACUUAAAUAACAUUGAUUUUGGGGCUAAUGAGUAAUGAGUCACUUUC